This is a messenger RNA of Bathycoccus prasinos, 1509 nucleotides long. RefSeq lists its product with no specific name. The record is from RefSeq and is a predicted model, not a curated record. NCBI's taxonomy places the organism in Eukaryota, Viridiplantae, Chlorophyta, Mamiellophyceae, Mamiellales, Bathycoccaceae. Bases 1 to 1509 code for a protein of 502 amino acids. The transcript has a single exon.
AUGACGACGACGACGAGGAUUCAGACGAGGAUUUUUUUCGGCGCAGGAUGCGGUUUGAGUACUCUCAGUAAAAGAAGAAGAACGAGCGCUUCGAUGAUUAAGAAAAGGAGCAGCGCCGUCAACAACAACAACGAAAAGAGAUUCUCUUCUUCUUUUGUUCUUCAAGCGACGACGAAAGAAACGAACGACGAGGAGGAAAAAGAAGAAGAAAAGGAGACAGAGGAAAAAAAGAAGACGUUCGAGGAGUUCCUCUCCAUUUCCUCCGCGAUGAAAGCGACGGAAUUGAAAGAAAGUUUGAAACAGUUGCGAGUGCCACAAUCGCCCGGGAAGAAAAUCGACCUGGCGGAGAGAUUGGCCUACGCCAAAGUGGACGAACAAGACGGGAAAGAUCCACUGAAGAUGUAUAAAAUGAGGAAGAAAGAAGAAGAGUCGACGAAAGAGAACGUAGCGCGAGAGUUGAACGAUCGACGGGAGAGGAGGAGAUUGAGAAGCGGGAGGAUGCCGACGACGACGAGGAGGAGGGCGGCGGCGGAGGCGGCGACGACCGAUGCAGGUAUUGAAGACGCGGAGUUUACCGUGGCAAAUUCGGCGAACGUGGAGAAUGUCCUGAAAGAGACGUUUCAAGGGGAGGAGAUGACGGAGCGAAAACGGUCGUACGCGAGAGAUCAUUUGUUGAAUUCGUUCGUAAACGCGUCGACGAGCGAAAAGGCGAAAGGAUCAUCAUCGGGAGGAGAGAGCGACGCUUCGGCUUCCAGUGAUGAAGCGAUGUGGUACACGAUUGAAUGCUCAGAAAUGCGAGAAAACGCGGCGAUGGCAAAUUGCUUGAACGUUUCUGGAGUGGUGGACGUGUGGUGUCCGCGAAAACCUCCCCCCGGGUUUGUUUUGGCCGAAGAAGAGACGCACGGGAGAACGGAUUUAGAAAUUCGACAAUUGAUUGUUGAGGGCGAACCGAUACAGGCUGGGUUCAUCCUCGCGAAAAUUGCAAACAUGUCUCAAGACACUAUUCGAAGUUUAGAGAGCGAGUACUUUGUCCAAGGUUUGGCGACGGGUGGGACGACGAGUUUCGGGAAACGACAGGCGACGCGACGCGAAAUCGCCGAGCCGAUUGACCCCGGGUUGUUUGAAAGUUUAAUCCGAGCUUCGGCGCCGACGAUUGUGUCCAGAGUUGAAUACGACGCGAAAAUUAAAGAAUUGAUGAGCGAGAUGGAUUUGUCCAAGAGAGAGGAAGAAGAGACAAACAUUUAUGGCGUGAAGAUGAAGAAACGCACGGAACGGGUCGCAGAGUUGAGAGCGGAGAAUCCAACCGAAGAAGAAGAAGAAAAGAAAGCGAAGAAAAAGACGUACGAUUUAGAAAUAUUUAACGGACCGUUCAAAGGGUUUCACGGAAAUGUCGUCGAACGGUUAGAAGACGGCGUGGUUCGCGCCGAGGUCGUCAUCUUCGGAAAAACAAACACGGUCACGCUGGAAUCGUCCGAGUAUCGAGAAACGUCUAAACCCCCGUCGAAAUGA